AUGGAAAACUCACUAGAGAGACUGAGAGAGCACUUGAAAAAUGGCUAUAAAAUUAUUUUGAAGGAUAGUGAAGGACAGGAUACUGAUGAUAUCGCGAAAGCUAUAGAGGUGCAAACUGAAUCUAGUAAUGGCAGCUCUAAAGGCACUUUCCUGCUGAAUGAAGAAACAGAAAUCGAGAUUGAUGGCUCACCAGUACAGUUGCGAGUAAUCAUUCAUUGUUGGAUGAACAAAGACUCUAGUGCCGCUAACUAUUUAGCUGACUGUAAAAAUAAGCAAUUGACAAAUGUGUCCUUUCUGCAAAGAACGGAUUUAAUUAACUGGUUGUCUGGCAAAACUGAAUCAUCCCAAUAUUUGAAAGCAAUCGGUCAUAAUGGUCAAACAUCCGAUAAAGCAAACACAUCCAACGAUGAAAGUGCACCUUUAACGGAUGGAUCACCUGACGCAAAACUAGCCACAUCAGGAUCUGCUGGAAAUGGUCUUGUACCAUCAGAUCCGGUGCUAGCAGAAACGAUGAAAAAUGAACGUGUAGUGCAGGACCAUAACUCUGCAUUACGCGGUGCUAGACCAAUUAAUUUUGGUUAUCUAAUAAAAGAUGCUGAACUAAAGUUAGUGCAGUCCAUUAAGGGAUCUUUGCGUGGCUCUAAACUUCCUCCCGGCCAUAAAGGUGCUCACGGUCGUGUCUCCAAGACAAAUGGUUCGUCCAGCGGCCCUCGCAAGGAUCCUAUCAUUUUAAUUCCUUCAGCUGCAUCGUCAAUGUUGACUAUUGCAAAUAUAAAACAGUUUCUACAUGAUUCAAAAUAUAUGAAUCCUCGCGAUUUACCGUCAACGCCAAAUGGGUUAGUCAAUAUAGAAAAAAAUUUUGAACGUAUAUCUAGACCGAUUAGGUUCAUUAUAGUUGAUAAUACAAGGAUGUUCACCAAGCCGGAAUAUUGGGAUAGAGUUGUUGCCGUUUUCACCACAGGCCACACAUGGCAAUUCAACAAUUAUCAAUGGAAUACGCCACAAGAAUUAUUCCAACAUUGCAAAGGUUACUAUUUCCAUUUUGCUGGUGACUCUGUGCCACAACACGUUCAGCAGUGGAAUGUAGAAAAAGUCGAACUUGACAAGAAUAAAAGAUUCAAAGAUGUGGAAGUGGUCCGUUAUUUCUGGCAUAGUUUGGAAAAGGAGCUUAUUUCGAGAGGGUAUCAUUGA
Saccharomyces eubayanus is the source of this 1191-nucleotide messenger RNA. It is a transcript of the gene CDC73, whose product is annotated as Cdc73p. NCBI's taxonomy places the organism in Eukaryota, Fungi, Ascomycota, Saccharomycetes, Saccharomycetales, Saccharomycetaceae. The transcript has a single exon. Gene Ontology annotation, biological process: positive regulation of transcription elongation by RNA polymerase II; transcription elongation by RNA polymerase II. The record is from RefSeq and is a predicted model, not a curated record. Gene Ontology annotation, cellular component: Cdc73/Paf1 complex. Gene Ontology annotation, molecular function: RNA polymerase II complex binding. Bases 1 to 1191 code for a protein of 396 amino acids.